Molecule: messenger RNA, 399 nt
Organism: Rhodofomes roseus
Lineage: Eukaryota; Fungi; Basidiomycota; Agaricomycetes; Polyporales; Fomitopsidaceae
Exons: 4
Coding region: 103-318 (71 amino acids)
Source: RefSeq, a predicted model, not a curated record
AAAGCACACUCCAAGGCAAGAAUAUGAGUCACUGCUCUCUUUAGAGCACCUGAUGACCCGGGACGCGCGAGGAAGAAUGUGAAUGCGUCCCCUGAGCCCAGCAUGAAGCUCACACUCGCCUUUGCGCUUCGUGCCGUCACCACCUUGCAGGCAGUCUCGGCCGCUCCUGCGAUCGAGAAGCGUACUGGCGAGGUGUACCAAUUCCCUCCGGAAGACUUCGAUAGUAAACGUGAGGGUAGAGAGGUCUAUACGUUCCCUCCCGACCUCGACAACCGCGCUCGAGGGAGGAGAGUUCUAUACUCCCCUCCUGGUGACUAGUGAGCACUUGUCAUAUCGUGGUCUCGAAGCUCUUCCGACAACGACAUCUACCCCCUUGUGCUAUAUUGACACCAGUAACGG